CAUCGGAGACGCAAUGUAGGAAGUAAAUUCCACAGCUUACCGUUCUCGUUGGACAGCUUAAACUUAACGUUAUAUUACACGCCCGCUUGUAUGUGUUGUGUCUUUUCUCCCGUUGUUUCGGAGUAUUUUUUGACUUAAAUAACCAACCCGAGCUGCUGUUACGGACACGCCAACACCACGGUCCCUGAAAAGGGUUUAACAGUCGAUGAGCCGCAGUAGGAACCCCCCUCCCCGGGGUCAAGGGGCAGCGCGAGCCAAACAGAUGGGGCUGCUCCUGGACCUGUCCCCGGAUGGAGGGAUGGAUGAUGAGGGAAACGAUGAAGAGCUGGAGGCAGAGCUUCUGAAUCUGAUGGGAGGAGGUGGAGGGAGGUCACAAGGGAAGAAAGGUGACGGCAAAGCUCCUGUUGCCAUGGCGGAUAUAGAGAAAAUGGCUGCACUUUGUAUGAAAGACCUGGAUGAUGAGGAAAUGUUAGAUGAAGAUCUGGAUGAUGAUGAAGAUCUGCUGGCAGAACUGAAUGAGGUUUUAGAGGAUGAUGAGGAACAACCUUCUGCUCCCACCCCUCCUGCCUUCACCCCGACUGCUCCCAAAGCGAGCAUCACAUCCCACUCUGCUCCUCCUGCUGCUCCCGGUGGUGCAACUGGGUUGGAGUCUCUCAUACUGGAGCGCAUUGAAAUGUAUAAAACAGCCAUUUCCAAUGCUAAGGCUGCAGGGGAGACGAGCAAAGUUCGAAGAUAUGACCGUGGGUCAAAGACACUGCAGUCCAUGUUGACGUCUGUCAGGAAAGGAAAACCAGUCAACGAGGAGGAGAUUCCGCCUCCAGUUGCUCUCGGUGGAAAGGCCAACGUCACAGACGAGUCUGAAUUGAUCAAGGAACGAGAACUGCCAGGGCCCACGCUGAUGCCCUCUCCUCCCACAAACCAGAAACCUCUAAGGGAGGCUGCGCCAACAACUCCUAAUGUGAAGCCACUCCAUCUGACCGUGCCCCAAAAGCAUGCUGUCGCUUUCACCCCGGAAACACCUGCAAUCUCUCCCCUCACCCCUGGCCAGCCUGAUGCAAAGCACUCAGAGCUGAAGCAGGCAGUUUUGUCCAGACAGAGGGAGUAUAAGAUUGCUGCCAUACACGCCAAACAGAACUUCCACAUAGACCAGGCGAAACAGCAAUACCUCACUGCCAAGAAGCUGGACUUGCUGGUGGAGGCACUGGACAGAGGAGAACCAGUCGACCUGAGCUCACUACCUCCUCCUCCUGGAGACGUAGUAGCAGAACACUGUGCACCUCCUCCUCAGUCUUCCUCUAAACCGGCUACCCCUACUGCACCUGCACCUGCACCUGUACCUGCACCUGCUGCCGAUCUGCCUUCUCCCAGCAGUUUGGCAGAAGCCCUGCAGCAGAGGAUGGACAUAUACAAGUCAGCAGCAGAGGGAGCCAAGAGCAAAGGAGAUGAUCGGAAGGCUCGAAUGCACCAGCGCAUUGUCAAGCAAUACCAGGAUGCCAUCAGAGCUCACAAAGCUGGACGACCUAUCACCUUGUCUGACCUACCUGUGCCGCCAGGCUGUCCUCCACUUCAGGGCUCAGAGGGGGGUCAGCAGAACUUCAUGGGUGUCCUGGAAACGGCUAUGAAAAUAGCUAAUCAGGAUGCAGACUCAGAAGAUGAAGAAGAGGAUGAACCAAGAGAGGCUGCCAAGCAGCCUGCAGUGUGUCCACUUGCCCAGAAAGCAAAGUCUCCAGCUCCUCAGGCCCCUGGAGGCCCCUCAGUUUCAAAACUGGGAGCUAAAGCCCAGCAGCAAUUGGAUUUCCUGUUGCUAAGGCGACAGGCUUUUAUGCGUGCAGCACUGCGCUCCAAACAGAUGAAGGACAUGACUGGAGCAGCGCAGCACCUCAGACAUGCCAAGGGACUGGACCCCAUGGUCACUGCUGCCAAGUCUGGCCUCCCUGUUGAUAUCAGCAAGAUUCCCAGUGCUCCAGUCAGUGAAGAGGAGUACUCCUUGGCUCGCUCCCGCACCUCCCCUCUCUCCCCUCGCUCCAGUGAACAGUAUCACGGCCUCAUGGAUCUUUUGCGGAAGCAGCAUGAGAAAUGUUUGGGAUACUCUCAACAGCUCACUCUCAUGGGCAAUGUGGCUGAGGCACUGAAGUUUGAGAAGCUCGUCGAGGAGGGUCUGAAGAACAUCGACAUACUGAAGAAGGCCCACGCCAAGGGCCAGCCAGUCCCCAAGUGCCGCACAGAGGAGAGGACCCUGAACACCGUCAAGAUCCACACCAGCCUGACACCAAAUGACCUGAUACUGUACAUCAACAAAGGCAUCAACCUACCAUGUCCCUCCGGUGUCUCACCCAGCGAGCUGGAUGCCAGUGUGAAGUUUGAGUUUCCAUUUCCCAGUGCGGAGGAGGCUCAGAGGGACAAAACGGGCACGGUAAAGAGCACCAACAACCCCGAGUUUAAAGAGAAUUUCAAACUCAACAUCAACCGAGCCCACCGAGGCUUCAAACGAGUCGUCCAGUCCAAAGGCAUCAAGUUUGAAAUCGUCCACAAGGGAGGCCUGUUUAAGACAGACAAAGUUGUGGGCACUGCUCAGCUGAAGCUAGAGGCCUUAGAAAACCAAUGUGACGUUAGAGAAAUAAUAGAGGUGAUGGAUGGACGAAAAGCUACAGGGGGCAAGUUGGAGGUGAAGGUAAAGAUCAGAGAGCCUUUAACAGGAGUUGAUCUCCAGCCGGUGACGGAGAAGUGGCUGGUUCUCGAUCCGGUGUCCUCCCUUUCUCCUACAGAGAGACAAAAGGAACGUGCUCCAUCUCCUCGGCCUAAACCCAAACAUGAAGCGAGCGGCAGGAGCAGUCAUCCCAACAACUCUCCUCCACAGUACAAACUCCACAGCUUCAGCCUCCUCAACCACGACAGGGAGCGGCUGGAGAGAAAGAUUGCAGAGUAUCGAAAGGCGCAGCAGCAUCCCCCAGCUGACCUCGUCCACCAACACAAAGAGGUCACACACAGACUACAGUGGCAGAAAGCACAGCUGGAGCGAGCCUCCUCUGCUCUACUGACCGAGUAUGAAAAUGUGCUGCGGCGCUCCGUCCAAGGGUAUACUGACUCCGUGAAGAAGCACUCCAGCCAAGGCAACAGGGAUGCUGCCAAGGAUGCACUUGGCAGGUUGAAGAUGGUAGAGAACGAGCUGGAAUCACUGAAAAGGAAACGCACGGGAUGAGAAGACAGUAAGGGAGUGGAGACUUGGCUGAAGUACUGUUAUAUCAUGUCUCUCUAUCUCAUACAUACGAGUACACAAACACUACAUUGGGGACUUUAAGCACCUUUAGCAUGAUUCCAUGCUGCAUGAACCAACUGGAUAACUCUGUCAAUUCUUUGUGGUUAGUCCCCUGCGAAAGUAAUUCAAACAGAAUAGGUAACUACAAAGGGACACAACAAUGAAAAUAAGCAUUACAAUGUGUCAUACAGUAAAGGAGCAGGUUUAUUUGCACUUAAACGCUCGAGAAAGCUGCUUCUGAAGCCUAACAUGCAUUACCUUUUCCCUGUUCAUUUGGUAUUGUAGAAAUGAUCUGUCGGAAGAUUUAUAAGUUUUACAUUUGACACCAGCUCCGAGAGUCAGGUGGUGUCUGUAGAUGCCCCAAAAACAUGUGUUCUGAAGUGUCUUUAACCAAUAGUGAGGAGUUUUUAACCCUUAUUCCCAUAUUUUAUGUGUGUAAUGAGCUUAAUCUAAUCUGUCUGCUCCAGUGUUCCCAGAUUACAGUAAUCUGCUCCGUUUGGAGUGGUGUGAUAUGGGAAUAAAAAAACGGGGCUUCGGGGCGCAGCAGCCUACAUCCCAUAAUGAGGGAUUAGUGUUUGUGUCACCAAGGAGACGACUAGAUCAGACGUAGAGUCGCCUUUGGGGCUGGGGAGAAGGGGUGUUAGCAGCGUGCCAUGAUUGUGGCAGAAGCUUAGCUCUGCAAAAAGAUUUCUUCUUCUUCUUCUUCUUCAUCAGCUGUUUCUUCAUCAGCUUUUUCUUCUUUGUUGUCCUUUUCAUCUUCACUUUCUUCACACUAAUUCCUUUGCAUAUAUUCAAAGAGUAUUUAGAGUCAUGAGUAAUAGGCAGCUCCACUUGGAUUUCCCUUAAACUCUUAAACAAUAUUAAGCCCAUUCUGCUGUCGAUUAUAAAAUAAUUAUCAGCUGAUGUGUCAGCGUGCUGCUAUUUUGCACACAUUUUGGCAUGUGCAGUUUACAAAACCAGAAUCUGUCCCACUGAGCUCUCCAGUAGCAUCCCAGUGGGUGCCGAGUAGUCUACCCAAAGGAAGACAACCCAAUAUGUGGCAGUAAGGCUGGGUAAUUGUUCAUUUCUAUUUCUGUUGCACCAUAGACAUCCCUGUCAUAGGCGUCCUUGUCAUUCCUCACUACUUUACACUCACUGAAGUCAGGGGUACAAAAUUCAGACCAAUCCUGUAAAACUUCAUAAAAUGCGUGAGAAAUGCAGACGCCUUGAAAUUAGUAAUUUUGCCACAACAACUUUUGAUGUACAACAACAUGUAUUCUUUAUUCUGUUUAGUACUCUAGACAGAUGUUUCCUGUGUGUUUGGCUGCUAAACUGACAGCAGUUGACAGCAGAUGCUGGUGAUCCUUAUUGAUUGCAUGCAGCAAGAUGGUAGCAGGUGACUUUAAAUGAGCCUUGCUGUCUGUUUUAUUUUAAUUUGAGAUCUGUUAACAGUAGUGACACAGCAGUGAAUCAUGUGUUUGUCCUAAUCCACCACUGCCUCACCCCAUUAGCAAAUAAUCCUGGUUAAAGUUGACCUGAUAAGGCCUUCCACCGUCUGUGAGGAUUUUUAUGUAACAUCCCUUCCCCCACAUUUUAUUAUUUUUUUAUCUAUCGGGAGAAGAUAUUUUCUGACUCUUUGUAAGUGGUAUGGUGUUUUCGAUCAACUGAUAUUCAUUUGGAUGGACACGGCAGUGGAAGGGCUGAUGACUGCUUAUAUCAACUGUGUGUGUGUGAUUGUGUGUGUGUGUGUGUGUGUGUGUGUGUGAUGCACACAACUUUACCUCCUUAACUACAAGUCAUCAUGUUGCAUUAUUCAGUAUUGCAGUGAAGAUACAUAUUUAUUUGAAAACCUGUGCAUUAACGAUGAAGUUUAAGAUUAUAUAAAUUUGACAAAAAGGAAAGCAGAGUCAAUGGAUUACACAACUCAAGCAAAUGUCAUAGGUCUACUAAUUAGUUUUUCAUACUUGACAGAUAUUAAUGGAAACCGAUGGCUGAUUAUUCAACAUUUGUUAAACACAGCAACAUUUUUUUUUUGUGUGGAAAGGCUCGCUGUGAUGCAAACUAUAUGUGCAUUGAAUGGGUCUAAAACAUGGGAAACCACCAGUUUGGUCCUUUUAACAGAAAUUCACAGUCAUGUAAAGAAUAUGACUACGUAGAUCUGAUAUAACUCUGUGUCGCUUUAACGCCGUUAAACACACUCUCAGAAACCCUUUCUUUAGAUCCAAAACCUUUAACCCCAUGUCACCUGAGACACACACACUGCUGCCACAUCACCCCACUGCUCGAGUAACCUCAUGGCCUCUGAGGCUGUCCUGUUGUCAUGCCAACGGGCUCAUCAGCAUUCAGUGUGGUAGUUCGAUGGUCAGGACCCGGGGAGAGGGACAUAUUGUUAAAGUUUGUCCUGCUGGUGACUCACUCCUCUCACAAGACACCACGCACACACGCACACACUCAUUAGUAUAUAUAUGUGUAAGUGUAUUUGUCUUUCUCCUCUGUUUGAUAUGUCAUCGGGCUGCACGCCAUUUAAAAAAGAGACAUUUUGGUGGAUUGUUUAUCAUUGUUCAUAUUCUGUCAUCUGCUGCAGUAAAUGUAAUCAUCUGGGUGUGGGGGGGGGUGUUCUUCUAUUAAUGCAUUAAGGGCAAUCAAUAUAUUUGUAUACAAUAUACAGCAUAAUAUAAUCUGUCUCUAUUUUUGAAUGCAAGUCAUGGUGAUUUGUGCAGCUCGAACGGGGAAUGUAUGAUGGCCUGAUUGUUAAGGCUUUAUUGUGUUCUGUUUGAGGUCAUUGUUGAAAUGAAUAAAAUGGUAAAACAGCA
Messenger RNA from Cyclopterus lumpus (lumpfish), 6048 nucleotides. RefSeq names its product coiled-coil and C2 domain containing 1A (gene cc2d1a). The transcript is spliced from 28 exons. Lineage: Eukaryota; Metazoa; Chordata; Actinopteri; Perciformes; Cyclopteridae. Gene Ontology annotation, biological process: regulation of transcription by RNA polymerase II. Gene Ontology annotation, molecular function: RNA polymerase II cis-regulatory region sequence-specific DNA binding; DNA-binding transcription repressor activity, RNA polymerase II-specific. The record is from RefSeq and is a predicted model, not a curated record. Gene Ontology annotation, cellular component: nucleus. The coding region runs from base 206 to 3199 and encodes 997 amino acids.